AUGAAGACUCUCUCCCUUGUAGCUGUCCUGCUCGUUCAAGCCUGGACUGCGAGUAGCAGUCCGAGAGCGAAGCGGUCUUCGGGCUUUCAAUGGUUCGGUAGCAACGAGUCCGGUGCUGAAUUCGGCUCCGGGAAUAUCCCCGGCACUUUGGGCACAGAUUACAUCUGGCCUGAUGCGACGGCCAUCGAGACGCUGCAUAGUGCAGGGAUGAAUAUCUUCCGUGUGCCGUUUCUCAUGGAGCGAUUGGUGCCUAAUGAGUUGACUGGUGCGGCGGAUGCGACGUAUAUGGCGGAUUUGAAAGCUACGGUGCAAACCAUUACAGAUCUGGGUGCUUAUGCUGUGGUUGAUCCGCAUAAUUUCGGAAGAUACUACGGUAACAUCAUCACCUCAACCAGCGACUUCGCAGCCUUCUGGACCACCGUAGCCAGCGAGUUCACCGAUAAUGACCUGGUCAUCUUCGAUACCAACAACGAAUUUCACGACGAAGACCAAACCCUCGUCCUGAACCUCAACCAGGCCGCCAUCACGGCCAUCCGCGCCACCGGCGCCACCACACAAUACAUCUUCGUCGAAGGCAACUCCUACACGGGCGCCUGGACCUGGACCACCACCAACACGAAUCUCGUGAACCUGACCGACCCCAACGACCAUCUCAUCUACGAAAUGCACCAGUACCUGGACAGCGAUGGCUCGGGGACGAGUUCGACGUGCGUCAGCUCGACGAUCGGUGCGGAGCGCAUUGCCGAUGCCACGAGCUGGCUGAGGGAGAAUGGGAAGCAGGCGGUGCUAGGAGAGUUCGCGGGUGGCGCGAACAGUGUUUGUGAGGAGGCGGUCACUGGCAUGUUGGAUGCGAUGGUCGAUGCGAGUGAUGUUUGGUUAGGGGGGAUGUGGUGGUCUGCUGGACCUUGGUGGGGGGAUUAUAUCUUUUCGUUGGAGCCGGAUGAUGGCAUUGCGUAUGAGUAUUAUUUGAGCGUGUUGGAGGGGUAUACUCCUGGUUCAUCCUCUUCUGGGUCUUCUACUACGAGUGCAGUGACGAGUGCCAGUAGUACCUCUACUACUGGGAGUGCUACUACAAGCAAGGUGACUACUACCACUGCUGCUGCUACAGCUACAUCGACUGCUGUGGCUGCGCACUAUGCGCAGUGUGGUGGGCAGGGAUGGACUGGGGCGACGACUUGUGCGGAUGGAUAUACCUGUACGGUGGAGAAUGCGUGGUAUUCUCAGUGUUUGUAA
Aspergillus tubingensis is the source of this 1233-nucleotide messenger RNA. RefSeq names its product putative endoglucanase (gene egl2). The transcript is spliced from 5 exons. The record is from RefSeq and is a predicted model, not a curated record. Gene Ontology annotation, cellular component: extracellular region. Lineage: Eukaryota; Fungi; Ascomycota; Eurotiomycetes; Eurotiales; Aspergillaceae. Gene Ontology annotation, molecular function: cellulose binding; hydrolase activity, hydrolyzing O-glycosyl compounds. Bases 1 to 1233 code for a protein of 410 amino acids. Gene Ontology annotation, biological process: glucan catabolic process.